Macrosiphum euphorbiae (potato aphid) is the source of this 510-nucleotide messenger RNA. NCBI's taxonomy places the organism in Eukaryota, Metazoa, Arthropoda, Insecta, Hemiptera, Aphididae. The record is from the annotation of a GenBank genome assembly.
AUGCCACUCAACAAAUAUCAAAAAAUACUUAAAAAUUUACAUUUCAAUAAUAACGACGAGUAUAAUGAAGACGAUCAAUUUUAUAAGGUAAAACCUAUCAUUGACAUUAUUCGUAGAAAUUGUUUGAACCAAGAACAAGGCAAGCGUUUCUCAAUAGAUGAAAUGAUGGUACCUUAUAAAGGGAAAAAAGCUGGUUCUCGACGUCAAUACGUUAAAUCAAAACCGAAGAAAUGGGGCUUUAAAUUGUUUGUUCGCUCUGGUAUUAAUGGUAUAGUUUACGAUUUUUUUCCUUACUGUGGAGAAAAUACAUUUAAUGAUUACCAUUUUAGUGAAUAUGAAAACAAGUUUUUUGGACUUGGACCAAAAGUUAUCCUUACACUAGUUUCAACAAUACCAGACAAAAUAUUAAGUGUUGUUUGUUUUGACAAUUUUUUUACCUCUCCUGAAUUGGUCUAUUAUUUGAGAGAAAAAUAUGGCACAUUGAGUCUAGGAACUGUUCAACAAAAUUGA